UAGUUAGGCUGAUGUAGGCAAGUCAAAAAAAUAAUUGGGCUGCCGAUCGUUCUGUUUUUUAGUUAGUAUUAUAUAAAAAAAUGUAAAUAUGUAAACUUUGUGAUAUAAAUGUUUUAUAACAAGAUUUUAUUAAGAAAUUAACACUACACCAAGUAACUUAAUUGGUUCUGUUAGUACUGCCCAAACAUGUUAAAUUAUGUUCGGUACUUUACACAGUCUCACAGUCUGACGUACUAGAAAUCGUUUUUACCACUGUCGUUUUUACCACUGAGUAUCCACACUCUCAUAAAUCGUUAGGAAUUUCAUUAAGCUUACCAAAAAGCCAGAUAAACACUUGUGAUUUAGCUUUGAGGUUCUUCAGUUUUGUUUUGUCUUCUUUAAAAAAUCUUAAGUGGUAUCUUACUGAAAAGUUAAGCAGGGUGAGAGGUUGAAUUCAUAUAUGUGGCCUUCCUCACAGAGCUUCUGCCGUGUAAACCAGGUUAACGGUCCCUGUUAAUUAUCGCAAAAAAUGGGCGUUAUAGCUGUGGGCGUUGUGUGUUGAAACACGACAUAUUAAAAGUACCAUAUUAUUUUUGGUUUUAAAGAUUGGCCACAAGAUAAUCUUCAUAAAAUCUGUAAAAAAAAAGUUGAAUUGAUUUAUUUCACAUAUCUACUGAUUUCAGUACGAUACGCGUCCUAAAAAUUUACAACGUCAAUCCGGCUUAUCAGUUUAGUAUUCCCCUGCUACUAGUUGCUAUCUGUUGAAAUAUACCGGUUAAGAAUAAAAAAAAUUAGUUGUUAAAAUCGUAUUUUCUUGUUAUAUUAAAAUCCAUUUCACAUCUUCAUAUAAAAAUAUUAAAUUGAAUUAUAUUUUAAACUAAUAAUUACUUGGAACAUAAAAAAGAAGAGUGCUGGUUCUCGUCGUAGAAUGUAAUAUAUUUUUAAAGUUAUGUGUUAAUGUUAUUAUGAGCAUCAGAUUCAUGGAUUUAGCAACAGCUGAUGACAUCAACUACUACAUUUCGAAGCUUCUUUGUUGGCAGUAGAAAUCGCUCAAAUCAAAAGUUUACCGAAGUUACCGAAACGAAAACCGCUAAAAAGAAUCCUAACUUGGACGUCAGUUAUGAGACUGAAUCACAAAAUUAAUCCGUGUUAAGAAAUGAAAGCAAGUCACGAAACAGUGUUUAACAACCUCGUCUUAUCCAGACUCUUCUUUUUGUCUUUGGAUAUAUGGUCGGCGGGAUUUCUUAUUACGGUGAAGGAAGUCCAGGGGUUUAGUCUUGUCCCAGGAUUUUUUAAGUUUUUUUACAUUGGGAAAGAAACAUAAAAACUUUCCGGUUCCGUCCCAAUGUAAAAGUAGCUACAAAGUCAUGGGCACGAGGUUGCACACUUGUGGUUAGUGUAUGGGGCAAUGAUUGUGUUUACCUGGGAGUCUACUAUAGCACUAUGUUCGGCCUGAAAUUUUUGCAAAAUAGACUGUCUACAAUCCCUCAGAAAAUUUCUGAGACUGCCUCCCCCUACCACUAAAUUCAAAGUUGUGUCUCUGAAGUGCAGGUUUGGCUUCGCUACACACAUUCUGUCAGUUUCACAUUCAACAUUGAGGUAGGGGGAGGAGGAAGCUAUCAUACAAACCAAGUCACAUCUUAUUAAUUGCAGUCUCAAUAAUUUUUGUGAGGGAUUGUAGAUUAUGAAAAUAAUGACUUGUGUAUUAUAACAUCUCAUUGUUGGACGUAGUCUAAAAAAAGGAAGGUUUUUUAUUUAGGAUUGGGGUGAAAACAAUUGUAUCCCUGGCUUCCCCCUUCCCUCUUGUACAGGUGCAGGAGAUUUGUUUUUAUGCAGUAGCUUUCGUUCUGAUGCUUAUUCUUUGCUCGCUCUAAUUAAAACUUCCCGCGCGGUAAUAUUAGGACUUGAGUAAAAGCAUGAAGGAAAGGUGGAACAGUAAAUACUUUUUAUUUUUAUUUCAAAAAAAACUUGAAGGUAAAGAUGAAGUAUAGCUAUAAUGUUUUCUUUGUGGAUUCUAAAACCCAGAACCCAGAAGUGUUUUUUAUAUCAGUAAACUUUACGGGCUUGAGGUUUAACGUGGACUUUUUUCUUUCGCUAGAUAGUGUUAAUUUUUACGCAGUGACAUUGAAAGGGCAAAAACGCCUUACGCAAAAGUUUCUUCAUAGGCUACUUGUGUUUAUUUGAAUUGUUUAUAUUUUGAAGUGGUAUGCACAGCGCAAGUCACACGCGGGUACACACAACCAACCUAAACAUCUUUCAAUGAUACCAAAGUCAACAUCAACAUUAAUAAAAUCAAACAUUGGUUUUAAUUUACACAAGGAUUUUCACUACCUGCGUAAAAUCUCGUUAUGCGAUUGAAUGUUUUUUAUAAACGCAGUUGUUCAAACCAAUCAAAUUCAUUUAUAUUUUUAAUAUUCGCGCGAAAAAAUGUUACAUUGUUGAAAGCUAGUAAAUAUUUGAAGUAUUAAGUAAUUUAAGAAAAGUUUUGUUUAUUUGGAAAUAACGUAAUUCCUACGUAAGAAGAACGCGAAACAGUCUACAACAAUGUAAAUGUUUCUAUAAAGCUUGAAACAAGGGCGCUUUUUCGUCCAUUUUAAUUUUAAAAAAAGCGCGCCAAGUUUAAUCUCGUUCCCAGGGAUUUUUUCCCUUUCUGACAAUUUCGGACGGGGAGAAGAGUGAGAUUCACCCUUGCAUGUAUUUUUUCACAACCCUAAAAUGUAAGACAAGUUAGUUUUUGACAAUAAAGUAAUUUUAAGCCAAUCUUUUCCUCGCAUAAUCGUUACAGAUACUUACAUAUAAUUUGUUUUAGCUAUUAUAGACUUGAUUUAACUUUAUACUUUAAAAUCAAAAAAUAAAUAUUAAUAACAACAAAUUUCAACUGUGCGAUAUUUUUAGUAUCCAAAGAAAACCUUGAUAAAUUCAGUGGUGAUAGGUUAAAAGUGAAGGUAUUCUAAAUAUGUUACGAAACUAGCUACGUAGGGUUGUAAUCCAUAAGUCAACAUGAAUUAGAUUAAGUCAAUACUUUGGUAACGUAAUAUCACAAAGCCUUAGAGUCGGUUACUCAGAUUAGCAUGUCUCUGCAAGUUUGGUAAAAACAAAAAAGAACCGAUUCGAAAAUAGUGACAUGUCAAGGCGAAGCUGUUUAAAAAAGCAGAAACAUCGAGUUGCAUCAGAUGUAGUAGGACCUCAGGAUGAGCGAGACAUCCAAUUUUUAAAAAACUUCAGAAGAACCAAAUCUUAUCCGGAGGAAUUACUUCGCGAUUCCUUGCGACGUUUAGAUUUGAAAAAGUUGAAUGCGAUUGACAACAACAAUGGCAAAGUAGACGAUGCGGAUGAUAUAGACGAUACGGAUGAAGUCUACUUUGCAAAAGCAUAUGCUCAUAACAAGCGCUUAAAAAGUAGCGGAGAACUUCAAAGUGCCUUAGUAACAUUAGCAAUACGUGACGGAGAUGUGAUACAGCUGUGGAGAUUAUUAGGGAGAAAAGACGUGGAUAUAAACUACAUGGAUGGAUUAGGUAUGCAACCAAUACACUAUGCGUGUUUAUACGGAGAACUUGAGAUUUUGAAAGCUUUAUUGCAAUAUAAUGUGAACAUAAAUUCUCCUACAAAACAGGGUGAAUAUGGACUAGACAUAGCAGUAAGAGAAGGAAAUUUCGAAACCGCUCAAUACCUCGUAAACAAAGGAGCACGUGUCAAAAGUAUUGUGAACGGAAUAACGGAUAAGACUAAUUUGAACAGAAAAAAAAGUGGUUCCGUUCCUAUAAAUGGUGGUAAAGCCUAUGAAUUGUGAAUUGAUUUUUCGAAGUGAUUUUCUUUUCAACACUAAGUAAGUUUGGUAAUGGCAAAACAUCAAGCUGGUAAAGCCGAAUUUCUACUAAACAGCAAAGCGGGACAAAACAGAACGAAACAAGAAAAUACUUAAAUUUGAUUGGCUACCUAAUAAUUAUUCUUUUGUUUUUGUUUUUAUAUAUAUUUUUUUCGUACCUGUCCGCAAAAAAAGUUGAAACGAUUUUAACUUUCAUUUUUUAUCGGAUCGGAAAAUUCCAAAAAUCACAACAGUCUGUUCCGUUCCGAUUCUUUCCAAUUCAUUUUUGAAUGGAAAACACUGCUAAGGUGUUAAGUGAUGCUAAAUAAAAGUAAAUUGUAAUUUAAGAAGAAGAUCUUGCAACAACACAAUACAGAAAAUAUUAAGUUGUGGAAAGAAAAUGUAAAAUAUGUCAUAAAUUUAUUAAAUAAAUAAAAACGGAUAAUGUUUAUACAA
Molecule: messenger RNA, 4240 nt
Organism: Hydractinia symbiolongicarpus
Lineage: Eukaryota; Metazoa; Cnidaria; Hydrozoa; Anthoathecata; Hydractiniidae
Product: tonsoku-like protein
Exons: 3
Coding region: 3104-3769 (221 amino acids)
Molecular function (GO): protein binding
Source: RefSeq, a predicted model, not a curated record